AUGGGGAAGCAUAUCGUCUACACCAAGAUCACGCCGCUGCCAUCCAACGUUCCGCGCCAACUGGCCCUCGACCUGCUCCACAGCCAUGAAGAGGUCAUCCGCAUGAAUCCGCUUGUCACCGAGGUCAAGAUCGUAGAAGCGCCGCGAACCGCUGCCUCCGACGAGUUCUUUUCCAACUGGUACGAAAUCACCGAGAUCAUAACCUGGGGCUUCGGAUUGAAGAAGAAGAUCAAGUUCCAUGGCGUGUUCCACGAUCAGCCGUACGGCAUGCAGUCGCAUGUGUAUGCGCCGAUGAACACCGACAUGCGACAGACCUAUAAAAUAGGAGGCAACCAGCCUGGCGAGCCGAGAGAGGCGAAGGAGCUUGGUGUGGAUACGCCGGAGAACGGGCUGUAUCUGAGAGAGGAUGUCAAUAUCAAGGUCAACACUCCUUUGGUGGGCGGGAUGGUGGAGAAGGAGAUGAAGUCGGCGAGUAAGGUCAUGAUUGACAGGAUCACGCGCAAGGCAGAACUACUUGACGAGGGCAAGCUGCACGCCAUGUUUGAGCAAGGGCGUUUGAAGACUUCGAAGCCGAGCGGUGACCCGACCUACGUGGACCGACCGCUACCAUCACCUGGCAGUCCGCCCGGCAGUCCACUUCCUGUUGGAACGCCAGAGACAGGCUUUCAGUCGGAAUUCAAGUCGCCGAAUGUGGAUUCGAAAGGCUUCGGCAGGUACCAUGAUGUUGCGCCCGAUCGAAAUGGCAGCGUACGAGCGAGCCAGUACGCACCAGCCUACCAACAAACAGGAUAUCAAGGACCCGACUACAGCAGACCGGGUGCACAGCUGCCUGGCCAAUAUCCUCAGCAAUCGUUUGUCAGUGAGCUGCCCGGCUCGUUUUACCAGCCGCAGACGGUAGACAAUUUGCGCCCAGCACCACUUCGGCCAGGUUCACAACCUCAGUCCCAACAUGUCUUUCGAGCAGAGAUGAUGGGCGACACCAACUUCCUCCACCCACAGCAAGCCAACCAGACGUACGACGCAAAACCACCUUCGCCUGGUCAGAUACAUCCUGCGUACCAACAACAGCAGCAUCAGCAACAGCAACAACAACAGUCACCCCAGCCUAGCCCACGACUCUCAUAUCAGCAGUCUCCUCAGCCCAGUCCAAGACUUCCGAGUCAGCAAAAUAUCCCUUCUCGGCACAGCUCGAAUAGCAGCUAUCAAGUGACCAACCCUGAUCCACCACCAACAAAUCGGCAAAGCUCCAACGUCGAACAAUGGCAGCGGAGUGUGCAGUCAGAUCAACCGAUUGACGGGAACUACUACCGCAACUCCCGCAACUCGCAUUCAGGACAGCCAAUGGAACCAGACCAUCAGCGCUUCUCGAAUCUGUCGAUACAGCACAAUGCGAAUGAUGCUCCGCCAGUGUCAAGAUCGGCGAAAUGUCCCGUUUGUGGGCUCUUUGAGGGCGACGAGAAAGCUGUCAGCCAUCACGUCUCGAAAGAGCAUUUCCAUUAA
Saxophila tyrrhenica is the source of this 1500-nucleotide messenger RNA. RefSeq lists its product as uncharacterized. Bases 1 to 1500 code for a protein of 499 amino acids. The transcript has 3 exons. NCBI's taxonomy places the organism in Eukaryota, Fungi, Ascomycota, Dothideomycetes, Mycosphaerellales, Extremaceae. The record is from RefSeq and is a predicted model, not a curated record.